UUUAGAUGCCAGUUUCUCUCUCUCUCUCCUCGUACACCUCCCCUAAAAAUAUUGCAACACCUCAAAGGCCCUUUCGCCUCCCACCUGUAUCCUUCAGUGGAGAUACGGGAGCCCCUGGAUUCGGUGGAAAAAAUAAAAAAUAAAAACCAGUGUUGACUAAAAGUAAUAGAUGACGUUACACCAGAUUCCUCUUCUUUUUCUCCGGACUCCCGACCGUUCAGCACUCGCAGGAGAGCGCUCCGUGUCUCAGAGGCUGUCAUGUUUCUUUCGUUGAGGAGAAAUCGCCCGCGGAGCCCGUCGAUGUUGCUCAAGCUCAAGCGGUGAAAUAUGCACCGGGGACCUAACGAACUGCCGCAACAGGCAAGUGCAAGUCUGCAUCCUCUCGUCCUCCGAGAUGCCUGGCUUCACAGUUUUUCGAGUCACUAAGCCUAAUUUGCCCCUCCGCUGAGGAAUUUGGGGAGACGGUAGUUUAGAGCCAACUGGUGGCUGCUUUGCCUGGAAGUCGUCAGAGGAGAUCGAUUUUUGAGGAACCUCGCAGGGGCCGCGGAUUCAUGGAUUGAAAGUGGAGAAUAAGGCGCUGGAAGACGCGGGAGCUUUCCAAAAGACACCCCUGUCUGUCUUCUUAGAUUAUUCUCAUUUAUCUCUCCCCGAACGCUCCCGAUAUCUUCCGGUGCAACGACGUCGACCUGCCACCCAGAGCCGCCUAUAACCUCUCCAGUCUCCGGGGCGCAGCGCGUCAGUCUGCGCUGAUGGAGCCAUUACUCCCCCUGUCAACUUGGAUGCGGAUUCUUGGAAAUUCGUCAAUGGCAGUCCCUCCGUGUCGAUGAUCACGGGAGUUCAGAAAAUACCGGACGGGAGGAAAGACAUGAAAGACACGUGGAUUCCGAAGGCGCACCGUCGUGCCCGGGUUUGACGCGCGCAGGUGUCCAGUCCACCGGCUUAUUUGUUCUCCCCCUCAUUGUGCGUUUGUGCAGUGUGAACUGCUAUUUUACAAAUGUAUGUGCAAGCAGAAAAAAGGGAUUGAAGAAGACGUUCAACAGGAGAGCUUUGAACACAGGAAUGCCCCUGUACGGAUAUUUGCUUUGGGUUUGAGGGGAGAAAUCGCUCGGAUAUCAAACCUCUCCGGCGGAGACGCAGCAGAGGCUCUGGAGUUACAGAGAGCAGGGGAGAGGAAUUUGGAAAGUAGAGCUAAUAUAUACGGAUUACCAGGCUUUUUAUUCUCCUGCUAACAACUGGAGGGGAGCUCUUCUUUAAUGUCUGAAAAGACCGUUGGGUGGCCAUGACGAGCGAGGAGGAGGAGGGCUCCGGCAUUGCGACACCGACAGCAGCGACACCGACGACUGCGGCGACGAUCUCCAGGGUGACGGCCGCCAUAGUCAGAGGCGUCAGUGGCGAUGCCGUCUCUACCUCGUCCCCCCGCGGGCCCUCUCCGUACCGCCGGCCACGUCCCGUGGAAAAGGAGGCGAAAGAGAUGGAAAUAGAAGAGGAGGGGAUAGUUGAGGAGGAGCGGAUGGAGAAGGAGGUGGAGGAGGUGGAGUGUGAGGAGGAUGAUGACGAUGAUGGCAGCAGUGAUACCAGUGUCUUAGUGGUGCCCUAUCCCGAGCUGGUACCUGUGGUCUUCUUCUGCCUCAAGCAGACAACGUGUCCCCGAAGCUUGUGCAUCCGCAUGGUCUCCAGCCCGUGGUUCGAGCGUGUCAGCAUGAUGGUGAUCCUGUUGAACUGCGUCACCCUGGGAAUGUACCAGCCCUGCGAGAACAUCGACUGCUCCUCAGACCGAUGCCAAAUAUUACAGGCCUUUGACGCAUUCAUCUACAUCUUCUUUGCUCUGGAGAUGGUUAUAAAGAUGGUGGCUCUGGGAAUCUUUGGCCGACGCUGUUACCUCGGAGACACGUGGAACCGGCUGGACUUCUUUAUCGUCAUGGCUGGGAUGGUUGAAUACUCUCUGGACCUGCAGAACGUCAACUUCACCGCCAUCAGAACAGUGAGGGUACUGCGGCCCCUCAAAGCCAUUAACAGGGUGCCAAGCAUGCGCAUCCUGGUCAACCUGCUGCUCGACACUCUGCCCAUGCUGGGCAACGUCCUCCUCCUCUGCUUUUUUGUCUUCUUCAUUUUCGGCAUCAUCGGGGUGCAGCUGUGGGCGGGGCUGCUGAGGAACCGCUGCUACCCAGAGGAGAACUUCACACUCACUGCCGGUAUGAGUCUUCCUCGGCCCUACUACAUGGCUGAUGAGGAUGACGAGCGUCCCUUCAUCUGCUCCCUGCCCAUCGACAACGGCAUCAUGUCCUGCUCCGAUGUCCCGGCCCGCCGCGAGGGAGGCAGGACGUGCUGCCUGGACAAAGAGGACGUCCUGUACCGUCAGUCGCUCGGCCUGAGCCCCGAGCCUCUGGCCAACGGUAGCGUCAGUGUAGCGGGGCUGUGUGUCAACUGGAACCAGUACUACACCAGGUGUCAUACUGGGUACAGCAACCCCCACAAAGGUGCCAUCAACUUCGACAACAUCGCGUAUGCCUGGAUUGUCAUUUUUCAGGUGAUCACUCUGGAGGGCUGGGUGGAGAUCAUGUACUAUGUGAUGGAUGCUCACUCCUUCUAUAACUUCAUCUACUUCAUCCUGCUUAUAAUUAUCGGUUCCUUCUUCAUGAUCAACCUGUGCCUCGUGGUCAUCGCCACCCAGUUCUCAGAGACCAAGCAGCGGGAGCAUCAGCUGAUGCAGGAGCAGCGAGCUCGGUGUUCGUCCUCCUCCACUCUGGCCAGUGAACCCGGGGACUGCUACGAAGAGCUCUUCCAGCUGGUCUGCCACAUCCUCCGCAAGGCCCGGAGACAGACUGUUGCCCUUUUUAACACUCUGCGGGGGAAACCUCGUGGCUUUCGGGGUGUCGGUAGAGGGAGAGGGGGGCGGGAAGGCAGGGAGAGGAAAGCCAAUGGACGUGGAGGGCGUGAGAGGAGAGCAGUGUUGAGACACGGUCCUCCCUGUCGGCAUCACAAUAAACCAGAGAACUCCUCGCCCGCUGGGCCUGUGGCCCUGACCGCUGCCUCUGCCACAGAUGGUUGCCCUCAGUGUGCCGCGGCACUGAUGCUCAGUGACGGUAUGGGACCAGUUCACAGUGCAGCCAAUGAUGAAACAGAAGAGGGAGCCUUGGAGGAAACAGACCGGGAGGGCGUACAGUCUGGUGAUAAAGAGAAGGCGAAUAAAGGCCGCCAUAGUUCAGGGAACCAUGUGGGUUGUAAUCCCAAGAAGCGAUGCAAGGACCUAUGGUAUGAGAUUAGGAUGAAGUUAUGGAGCAUCGUGGAGAGCAAGUACUUCAACCGAGGCAUCAUGAUCGCCAUCCUCAUCAACACCGUCAGCAUGGGCAUCGAGCACCACGAGCAGCCAGACGAGCUCACUAACGUUCUGGAGAUCUGCAACAUCGUCUUCACCAGCAUGUUCUCCUUGGAGAUGAUCCUCAAGCUCACAGCUUUCGGCUCGUUCAACUACCUGAGAAACCCCUACAACGUCUUUGAUGGAGUCAUCGUAAUCAUAAGUGUAUGUGAGAUUGUCGGCCAGUCCGACGGCGGCUUGUCCGUGUUGAGGACCUUCAGGCUGCUCAGGGUACUGAAGUUGGUGAGGUUCAUGCCAGCUCUCAGGAGGCAGCUGGUGGUUCUAAUGAAGACCAUGGACAACGUGGCCACCUUCUGCAUGCUGCUCAUGCUCUUCAUCUUCAUCUUUAGUAUCCUUGGGAUGCACAUCUUUGGCUGCAAAUUCAGCCUUAAGACGGAGACCGGAGACACAGUACCAGACAGGAAAAACUUUGAUUCACUGCUCUGGGCCAUUGUCACAGUUUUCCAGAUUCUAACCCAGGAGGACUGGAAUGUGGUUUUAUACAAUGGUAUGGCAGCCACCUCUCCACUUGCCGCUCUUUACUUUGUUGCCCUCAUGACCUUUGGAAACUAUGUCCUCUUCAACCUGCUGGUUGCCAUUUUGGUUGAAGGCUUUCAGGCAGAGGGUGAUGCAAAUUGUUCCUAUUCCGACGAAGACCACUCCUCUUCCAACUUUGACGAGAGCGAGAAACACGACUCCAUAAAGCUGUCUGACCCGAGGAUCUGCACCCUGACACCAAAUGGACACCUGGAGCUUGGCGCCCUUUCUGGGCCCAGGGGAUCCUACUCCUCAGAGAGACGGAGCUUCACCUUCGAGUCCAGAAAGAGCAGCGUGAUGAGUCUGGGCAAGAACAGCCUGGAAAGACGCUCCCUCUCCCUGCGCCACGGACGCAGUUCCCACUACCACAACUGGGGGCGCCCUUUCCACCCACAGUCUGCGUGGAGUCGCAGGUCUAGCUCAAACAGUCUGGGUCGGAGGAGCUACGGGUACGGCGGGGCCCCUCCAGUGGGAGGCAGCCUCCGUGUGCGCAGCACCCGCUCCCCACAUUCCUACACUUACGCUGCAGAGCAGGAGUCCCUCCUGUCUCACCAACACCACUCCCAUCACCCUCUGCCCCCUCAUCAUCCGCCUCCGCCCCCGCUGCUGCUCUCCAGGCAUUUCGGUGCACGGAGGGAUCGCCGGGCGCUCUCCUUGGAGCUCCCGGAGCUGUUUCAGGCUGGUGGACAGCCCCAGUACCCGCCCCCUAGCCACCCAGAUCCUGGGGGGAGGAGGAGCGGGUCAGGGGCGGCGGGGUCCCUCACAGGAGGGUCUGGGGCCGGUAGCGGUUUAGGAACGGGCCACCGAGACUGCAACGGCAAGGCACCGGUUCACCACGCUCAGCUGAUGGCUGAGGUUUUCCCACAAGUCAACGCACGCAAGGACCGAGCCGACCUUGAUGAAGAAACAGACUAUAGUUUGUGCUUCCGUAUCCAGAAGAUGAUGGAGGUCUACAAGCCCGACUGGUGUGAAUCCAGAGAGGAGUGGUCUGUCUACAUGUUCUCCCCUCAGAACAAGUUCAGGCUGCUCUGCCAGUCCAUUAUCGCUCAUAAACUCUUUGACUACGUGGUCCUGGUCUUCAUCUUCCUCAACUGCAUCACAGUGGCCCUGGAGAGGCCGAAGAUCCUGCAAGGCAGCCUGGAGAGAGUGUUUCUCACCAUUUCCAACUACAUCUUUACUGCCAUCUUCGUUGCAGAGAUGACCGUCAAGGUGGUGUCGAUGGGUCUGUACCUGGGGGAGACGGCCUACCUGAGGAGCAGCUGGAACAUCCUAGAUGGCUUCCUGGUCUUUGUGUCUCUGAUCGACAUUGUGGUGUCCAUGGCAGGGGGGGCCAAGAUCCUGGGGGUUCUUCGGGUUCUCAGGUUGCUCAGGACGCUGCGCCCUCUCAGGGUCAUCAGUCGAGCUCCAGGGCUGAAGCUGGUGGUAGAGACCCUCAUCACAUCCCUCAAACCCAUCGGAAACAUCGUCCUGAUCUGCUGCGCUUUUUUCAUCAUCUUUGGCAUUCUUGGUGUUCAGCUCUUCAAAGGCAAAUUCUACUACUGUGUGGGUUUCGACGUGAAGAACAUCACGAAUAAAUCUGACUGUCUGGCUGCCAACUAUCGAUGGGUUCACCACAAAUACAACUUUGACAACCUUGGGCAGGCUCUGAUGUCCCUGUUUGUGCUGGCGUCCAAAGAUGGCUGGGUCAACAUCAUGUACCAUGGACUGGACGCAGUGGGAAUUGACCAGCAGCCGACAACAAACAACAACCCGUGGAUGCUGCUCUACUUCAUCUCCUUCCUCUUGAUCGUCAGCUUCUUCGUCCUCAACAUGUUCGUGGGCGUGGUGGUGGAGAACUUCCACAAAUGCCGGCAGCACCAGGAGGUGGAGGAGGCCAGGCGGCGGGAGGAAAAACGCCAGCGUCGCAUGGAGAAGAAGAGGAGAAAGGCCCAGAAGCUGCCGUACUAUUCGUCCUACGGCCGUGCCCGCCUGGCAAUCCACACUCUGUGUACCAGCCACUACCUGGACCUGGUCAUCACCUUUAUUAUCUGCAUCAAUGUCAUCACCAUGUCCCUGGAGCACUACAGCCAGCCGCAGUCUCUGGAGACCGCUCUGAAGUACUGCAACUACUUCUUCACGUCCACCUUUGUGAUCGAGGCCUCUCUCAAGCUGGUCGCCUUUGGCUUUCGGCGCUUCUUCAAGGACAGGUGGAAUCAGCUGGACUUGGCCAUUGUGCUGCUGUCGGUGAUGGGCAUCACCCUGGAGGAGAUCGAGAUCAACGCCUCCCUCCCCAUCAACCCCACCAUCAUCAGGAUCAUGAGGGUGCUCAGGAUAGCACGAGUUUUGAAGUUGUUGAAAAUGGCAACCGGGAUGAGAGCCCUACUUGACACGGUGGUUCAGGCGCUGCCUCAGGUGGGAAACUUGGGCCUACUCUUCAUGUUGCUGUUUUUCAUCUAUGCCGCCCUUGGGGUUGAACUGUUUGGAGAGCUAGUGUGCAAUGCUGACUACCCCUGUGAAGGAAUGAGUCGCCAUGCAACCUUUGAAAACUUUGGGAUGGCCUUCCUUACGCUCUUCCAGGUUUCCACUGGGGACAACUGGAAUGGCAUCAUGAAGGACACGCUAAGGGAGUGCCCACCAGAUCGUCCGGGCGGUGACUACGGCUGCCACGCCGGUCUGCAGUUCAUCUCCCCGAUGUAUUUCGUGUCCUUCGUGCUCACGGCUCAGUUUGUCCUGAUAAACGUGGUGGUCGCAGUGCUCAUGAAGCAUCUGGACGACUCCAACAAGGAGGCCCAGGAGGACGCAGAGAUGGACGCUGAGAUCGAGCUGGAGCUGGCUCAGGGAGGCCUCUGCUGCAUGAUGGGGGGCAUCGGGGCCAUUGCCGGGGCCACCACCGCGGCAGCUGCGGGCGGGGCGGGUGUAGGCGCUGGGGCAUCCGGUGUGAUCACGGGUGGGACGGUUGGAGGCCAGGGCGGAGGGCUGAUGGCGCCUCUGAGAGACGGUGGGGGAGGCAGUGCAGCUCAUGAAGGACACACACACCACAGAUGUCGACUCUACUCUCCUGCUCAGGAGAGCCAGUGGUUGGACAGCGUGUCACUGCUGAUUAAAGACUCGUUGGAGGGGGACAUGAUUGACAACCUCUCUGGUUCGGUGUUUCACCACUACUGCUCUCCUCCUGUCUGCAAGGACUGCAAGAGUCAUCCGGAAGAGAUCCGACUGGCAGAGGUGGAGCAGGUAUCGCUGAUGUCGGAGCAGCUGUCAGACAAGUCUUCAUCUCCGGCUCUGCCCGAUGACCUCAGCCUGGAUGAACCGAGCGGCUACCAGCUGGUCAGGGACAGCCAGAGGGGCAGCAGUGACUCCCACAGUUCGGAGGAGCUGCCCUCCAGCUCAGGGAGCGAGGAGGGCGCCCAGGAGUUGUUGGAGGUGGGCAUCCAUCCACAGUUGAAUCCUCCCUCGCAGGAACAGCAGAGCUUGGCACGCUGCACAGAUGGUAAUGGGGGAAGAUGUGAGGUGGAGGAAAUUGAGCGUGAUCAUGAGUCUUUACCCAUAUUCCACCUGCCAGCGGACUUCUUCCACCCUGCAGCCGCUGCUCAUCCCGAGAGUCCUGGGAAAGGUGUCAGCCCGGGGGAGAGAGGGCCAUCCAGGUUGGCCUCCCCAGCCUCCUGGGCCUCUCUCCGUUCACCUGGAGCCAACAGCAGGCCCCUGAGUUCUCAGCACCCGUCCCACAGUGACUCUUCCCUUGCCACGGGGAGUUCGGAGAGCAGCCUCCAAACCACACUGGAAGAAGGCCUCAGCUUCAGCAUCUCCCCGCCUCAACAUCCGGAUCUCCCCGUGCCUCUCCUCUGCCCUCUCCCCAGCCACCCAUCACACCAACAGGGACAAAAAACAGGAGACCAGCACCCCUCUUCACUAAAGAGGCGCAGCACUACUUUUAAUCUCCAAGCCACCCGGCGGCACCAGAGGAGCCAGAGUAGCAGCGGCGGCGGCAGCACCAGCCCCGGCUGCCAGCGACAGGAUUCCAUGGACCCUUCAGAUGAGGACGUGGGGACGGGCAAGGAAGGCUGCCGCCAGACCUUCUAUACUGAACACUUGUCAGAAACACUGAACAGCCUCUCCCUGACGUCGCUACUCACUCCGGACACUCUUGCACCCCCGCUGGUGAAGAAAAGCAACAGCACAGGCUCUCUGGACCAAACCAAUCUAUCUGCACGGAGCAAAGAUGCCCAUCACUCAUACGCCAUAGAUGCCCAUGGUUUCUUGUCCAAUCCCUGGAGAGAGGGAAUGGCAAGAGGUGAGAAGGAGGACCUGACGGGCUUCAGCAUGAAAAGCACCAGUCAGCCCACAGAUGAAGGCUCCAGGAAAAAAAGAUGAAACACUUGUUGCCUCUCUGUAGUGGAACUCUUUGAAACAUUUGCAUUUCUGAACCUUGAACAGAACAGGUAGAGACUUUUAUUACAUGUCCUGUGAACCCGAUGCUGAAAUGUUCUCGUCUUUGAAUCGUCCGUUCUCUCUGUUUCCUCCUCAGAGUUGGAUGCUUGGGAUAAGUCAUUUCUCAAAAGAGUCUUGACGUCCUUUCUUCCCGUAGGAUGCGUGAUCGCCCUUUGACAGGUCUUAAGAAUAAUGGCAAAGCGGUUUAGCCUUUUAGCAUUACCAGGAUUCAGCCUUUAAAGAUGUGGCAUUCCUGGGCUUACGUUUGCGCCAUGUGGACAAAAUACUCAGAAAGCCAUUAGAGGGACAGGUCUGACAAUUGCGGUGAUUUGUGAACAUUGCUAAGACGGUGUUAUUUAGAUGGAACUGCAAAGAAAUUCAGUUUUCUCUAAGGAACAGGGCUCGCUUGACCUAAUGUGCCCUCAACCCUUGUGCAAAAACAGUGUUGUCAAUAGUGGACAGAGGGUACUUUACCAAGGCUUCAUAUGAGGAACAACUGAACUUUGUACAGUUUUUUUGUAAUAUCCAUCAGUAACAGUAGCAUCAGCCGUUUUCCUCUUUAGCACAUUUGAUGGGUAUUGGAAAACUGAAAGGUUGUAUAUUCCGUAGGGUGUUUUUAUGAAUGUAGACACGUGAGAAAGUGAAAGACAAAGCAUGAAGCCUGGCUAGUUUGAAAACUAACAAAGAGCCUCUUUGAAAAGAAGAAUGGUUAUUUGACCGCUGCUGAGAAUACAUGAGGGGUAGUUAGUGGAAGCACUUGGCCAUUUUUAGAGUGGAAUCUUUUACUUGCUUUCUACAUACCCAUGAAAGGGCUAAAAUGUAUUGAGCGCAGACCUGGGUCAAAUACUACUGGGAAAAAAAAAAAAAAACUGUUCCCACCUCCCAGAGUGUCAGAAAAUCUCUCUGUAGAGGAGUGUGUUCCUUUAAAACAUGUCUACUGAUGCUAAUUAUAAAAUGAAAGACAGACCUUAAUCAGUUCAAACACCUGAAAUAAGGUUUCCACACAUAAAACACGCACACAGUUUUCUAAAGGUACAAGCAAGUUUGAAAACAAAAUGAGGGAAAAAAGCUUAUUCUGGGAUCAUAUUCUACAUAUAAAUAUAUACAUAUACAGUAUAUAUGUGUGUGUGCGGUCUGUUUUUCAGCCAUUUCUCCCAAUUUCAACAUCUGUGUUAAACACAGUGUCUCAAGAUGGACAGUUUAGAUUAUGUAGCUUAGCCUGCAAAUGAAAUGGUCAAACAAUCUGAGUUGAUGAGUCUUGGAGCAGAUGAAGAAACAGCACAGUGUCAUCAUAUUUAAUCAGCUGAUUAACGUCAUGGACACCAAUCAUGUUAUGGUUAAGAAGAUAACGUAUCUUUAUCGUUAGCGACACGUCUUUACUUCACAGACUGCAAAGGUAUUGGGCAUUUUCAUCAAUUGACUCAUGUACAAGGACACACAUUUCCUUUUUUUGGUUGUGACAAUCGUCAUGACUUAUAUGAAGGUGUUGCCACCAGCAGAGAGGUCGAGACACCAAUAAACGUCUGCAGAAGGAGGUUGGAGGGCGAUGGUGGCUCAUAUGAACAAAACACUAGGUUAGGUUAGGAGAAGAUCAGUUGAAAUACGCACUUUUAUACAUGUGGUACAGGCAAAGGUUAAUGCCAGUUGAAAUACUUCUACAAUAAUUUUAACGUUUGGGUGUGUUAAUAUAUAUAUAUAAGUGUUUUUCAUCCAAAGAAUUGAAUUUAAUUUGUGGCCAAGGCUUAUUGGAUCAAUAUGUCCUCCCUCAUGACAAAAAUGUUAAAGGCAAAGGUUAGCACCAGUCCAAAUGUUACAUAUAUUUGACUUUUUUAAUCAACUCUCAUAGGCAUGAACAGAAUUAGAUUUGUUUCCUUCGUUAAGUGGCUCAGUAAUGCUCCUAAAAUAGCCUCUCAUUAAGUGUUUCAGAAAGUAAACUUCUGUCGACAUGCUACCAAGUAGCUAAUUAAAUUAACAUUUUUUAGUGGUUUGCCGGCUGAUUGCUUUUUCUCUUUCCUCUCCUAAUCUACUGCCCUCACGAAUCAGACUUUAACAUUGGAUUGUUUCGAGCUGGCCACCCUUCUAAAAUAGACAAAACAAUUAGAAUCGUGACGUUCGCGAAUCAAUCGGAUCCAUUGACCAACUCUUUAAAACGGUCCAUGUCCAUGUUUUCCCACAAAAUUUAUCUAGAAUCAAUAGUUCAGAAUAAUAAACACUCGGCUAUCCCAAGUCUGAGUUUAAUCAGAUCUCACCCUACCAUUUAGAGAUGCACAAUUACGGUCAAAAUGAUAGUCACGAUUAUUUUGAUUAAUACUGUAAUCAUGAUUAUUAAUCACGAUUAUUAAUCACGAUUAUUCAUCCUGUUAGGGAAAACAUCCAUAUUUUUAUUGCACUACUUUUAAACAAAAAAAUAUUAGAACAGUUGUCAAUGUGAAAUGAAACUUUUAAUUAGGAUAAAUGCUUAAUAAUGAAAAAUAAAAUUUACACAUUUGGUUGCCGGGGUGUCAGAU
Mugil cephalus (flathead mullet) is the source of this 10803-nucleotide messenger RNA. Its product is annotated as voltage-dependent T-type calcium channel subunit alpha-1I-like. Gene Ontology annotation, biological process: sodium ion transmembrane transport; positive regulation of calcium ion-dependent exocytosis; calcium ion transmembrane transport. The record is from RefSeq and is a predicted model, not a curated record. Gene Ontology annotation, cellular component: voltage-gated calcium channel complex; neuron projection; plasma membrane. The transcript has 38 exons. Bases 1280 to 8239 code for a protein of 2319 amino acids. Gene Ontology annotation, molecular function: voltage-gated sodium channel activity; low voltage-gated calcium channel activity. NCBI's taxonomy places the organism in Eukaryota, Metazoa, Chordata, Actinopteri, Mugiliformes, Mugilidae.